CACUCCCGUGUACCAGAUCUUAGACUGGCAGUUUACUUAUAGAAAAAAUAUCUGGCUUGAUAUAUUUUGGAAUUAUCGAGUGUGAGGAAUUUCGAGAUUUUGUGGCUUCUCUUCGUAUAAAUGUCAAACUGUCUCUUUAAAUAGACACGGUGACAGAUGUUUGGUGAACCUUGACGUAAUUCAAUAUCAGAAUACAGCUUGACAAUCAAUCGAUGACUCUCAGGACUAAACAUUAUCGUCGAUAUACCAGGUCCAUGUCAACUGAUUGUACCACAAACAUCAUCGUCGAUAUUCCAGGCCCAUGUCAACUGAUUGUACCACAGCCAUCAUCGUCGAUAUCCCAGGUCCUUGUCAACUGAUUGUGCCACAACCAUCAUCGUCGAUAUACCAGGUCCAUGUCAACUGAUUGUACCACAACCAUCAUCGUCGAUAUCCCAGGUCCUUGUCAACUGAUUGUACCACAACCAUCAUCGUCGAUAUACCAGGCCCAUGUCAGCUGAUUGUACCACAACCAGCAUCGUCGAUAUCCCAGGUCCUUGUCAACUGAUUGUACCACAACCAUCAUCGUCGAUAUACCAGGCCCAUGUCAGCUGAUUGUACCACAACCAUCAUCGUCGAUAUCCCAGGCACAUGUCAGCUGAUUGUACCACAAUAAUCAUCGUCGGUAUAACAGAGUAUUUGACGUCAACAUAUGAUACAAUACAAGCCGUCAUGGUUGACUAGAUAUUUACCUGUCAGGUACACAUCACGACACACGUUUCUCACAGCAUCAAUGUAAUAUCAUCGCUAGGAGAGUUUCACAGACGGCGAACCAAGAGAUUGAUAAACGUGGAUUGAAACUUUUCAGGUAGGCCUACAGGUGAAAACAUUUGUGGAUAAACGUGGUUUGAAACGUUUUAGGUACAGGUGAAAACAUUUGUGGAUAAACGUGGUUUGAAACGUUUCAGGUACAGGUGAAAACGUAGGUUUUUAGGGACAAGGAAUGUUUCGGGUAGAAAGUGUCAGGAAUAUUUAGAUAAACGUGGUUUCCUGUACCAUUAUAAAGAAUAAACAUCAGGAAUUUUGUAGAAUCUAUCUGUUUUAUAUAUAUUUUACUGGGAUAAGCACGUAAAUGGGAAUAUCACAGGUGUCCUAAUUUCUCAUAAUUUACAACAAUAUUGACAAAGUUACGAUGAUAUAUUACAGGUAAAUAACGGUCGAUAACCCACAGUAUUAUAAAACGUAUCACUCAGGAUAGACUCAAACAGGAUUAAUAUACUAAAUAAACAUCUCCUAUUCUGUGUUCCUUACGGAGUUUGCAUUAACUGGUUUCUGUGACCGCCGGAGAAUAUUUGUAAAGGGCUCCAUUAUAAGGGUGACAGAGAUCUAGCGUGAGAAAUAGGGUUCAGACUACUGACAGUGAAUAUAGAAGGAUUGAGUUACCCUAACAUCAAAACAAGAAAAGGUUCAGUGAACAAUGACUAAAGGACUGACUAUAUACAUAGAAUAACUCUAGGAUUAAUAUCACUGGUGUAAGGAGUAUAGAUUCACAAAAGGGGACAUACUCAGCCCUCAAAAACUGAAACAAGGGUUGGAUUAGGAACCCUAUGGAUUAAUAUUUGUGGGAUUAGGAUAGAGUCAGUACAGGGAAUAUACUCAGCCCUAAACACUGAAAUAAGGAUUGGAUUAAAGCAGUAAGUGAGUGAUAAGGUCUGGUGUUUUAAGGAUAGUGUGUCCCUUACUGCAGGAUAUAAUCCACCAGAAACACAAACAUAACAAACGGAUAGGGGCUGGUGAUUAAGGAUUACUCCGGAUUAAGACAGUGAAUACAGGCGCUGGUGAUUAAGGAUUACGCCGGAUUAACACAGUGAACAAGGAUUAUUAAGGAUUUAAUAAAAGGAUUACAAAGGAAUCAAAAAUGUUCCCGAAUCGAGAACGAAGUGCAGUUAGUCUGUUUCAUAAAUUCUUCCUAUUUUUUUCCAACUGUAUAUUCUUGUUAGGAGGUUUGGCGCUUACAGGAGCUGGUAGCUAUGUUCUAUAUCUCAAGGAAAAGACAAUCAAUACAAUGAUAGAUUUCCUCUUCGAUCCGUCUGUGAUGAUCGUAUUAAUAGGAGCCAUUAUAAUGUUUGUGUCGUUUUUUGGACUUUUGGGAUCUCUACGUGAAAUAACAUGCUGUUUAAAAUUUUAUUAUAUAAUAUUAAUGAUCCUGCUCCUAUUAGAGAUAGCAGCUAUUGUAAUAGUAUUUGUAUUCUACUACGUACCAUCAGCCAGGACAACUCUAGGUUUAUACCCGGAAGAUACCCUAAAAGAUGCAAUCAUAAAAUAUAGAGAUGACGAAGAUAUGCAAAACUUUAUCGAUCAGCUUCAAAUACAGUUAAAAUGUUGCGGUGUUAGUAAUGAUGACGUUGGUUAUAUGGAUUGGAAUUCUAAUAUUUAUUUUAACUGUACGACUGAUACUUCCGGUCCGAGAAGUCCCGAGAGUUGUUCAGUACCAUUUUCAUGCUGCAAACUAGUCGCUGGACAAAAUUUGGAUUACCAGUGUGGUGGCGGAGUCAUGAGAACGGAUAGUGACCAAUCAAAGAUCUACACUAAGGGUUGUUUAAAGGGUCUAGAGGUGUGGUUAAACGAUAAUGCUCUAAUUAUUGGUGGUGUUGCUAUAGGGAUAUUGAUCCCACAGGCAUUCUUUAUUUACGUUGCCAAAACACUGACCUAUCAAAUAGAGGAACAGAAAUCAAAGUGGUGAGACGACGAUUCGAAUGAAAUCACGUGUUACAAUAGAAUUAACAUAAAACGAAUAUUAAAAGUCACAAUGAACCGAUGUAUGUUGAGAAUUUACACAAGGGUUCUAACAGAGAGAUUAUUCUAUUAAAAAUAACCAUUUAUACUUAUUAUAUAUUUAAUAUUCCAAUAUUACGUCCAUUCCUACACUCUUACAGUUCCGAUACUCUUACGGUUGCGACAGAUUGUACUUUUAUCCGGUAUUUCGAUGAAGAGUUAUAUUGUAAUUUGUGCCUAACAACAGCCAUUUGACAGGAAUUCCGGCGGUAAAAUGAGAAUUUAUUAUUAUUAUUAACACUUAUUAAAUCGGAAUACUAACACUCUGUCCAGUCUGUCGCUAAUACUCUGGUUAAAAUCACGUGUCAUAUAUUACUUCCCUUUAUUCAAUAUGACGUGCAGGUUAUUGGUGCAAUGUUAAAAUAAUACCCCUAUCGCAACUUUAAAAUGUACCACCGGAUCUAUAAAAAAAAACGGAACGAAAAGAUGCAUUAUGUUAGAUUUAGAUAAAGAGCUGAUCGUUCGUGCUAUAAUAGUUCAAAAAUAGAUAAUGCAAAAUGAAUAUAUUGAAAAUUUCAUUCGUAUUCCUUUUUUUUUCGUGCCCAGGCAAAGUUAUCACUGUUUGUAGUUUUAACAGGAUGCGUGCAUCGAUUGUUUAUCAUCGUAACAAGAGUACUGUAUAUUCGGGACUUCUCCCCGCUUCUCCUUUUUAAAUUAAAUCAUAAUUUAACCGAAGAGUUCUAAUCUACUUAAAAUCUGAGCCAUCUUAUUGUGAGCUUGUCUUAAAAUCGGAGCCAUCUUAUUCUAUGGAGAGUUGAUUAUGAGCUUGUCAUAUCUAUUAAUAAAUGUGUAAAUGAUAGCUCAUAUAACAUUUAAAGUCAAAUUAAGUCUUGAAAUGAGCCGAUUUGACUCUUACAUAAUGCAUCAUUUAAAAAAAGAACGAUAACUAAAAUACCAUGAAAGUAUUGACGUAAUAUGAUUUUAUAGUGUAUCCUUCCUUAAUCAAAUAUCUUAAAGGACAAUAUUGGUGUCAGUCCUUUAUUAUGUUAUAGAACUGGUUAAACACGUUCCAAAUAUGAUUUUAACACAGAGAUCAUUGCUAUGAUAGAUGCGUAAUAAAGAUUUUAAAUAACGGAAGUGACGAAAGCAAAAGGAAAACGCGAGUUAAACUUCUAUACAAAGGACGGAAGUGACGAGUGAUAACAGAUACAGGGGUGAAUUUCUGCAAGACCAAAAUUUGUCAUAUGAGACUGAUGGAGGAUAUGUGAUAAUGACUGACACCAAUGUUGUCCUUUAAUAAUGCUGUAUAAAUAUAUGUAUCUAGAAAGUGCCUUUAAUGUAUUUCCGUCUUGAAUAUUGUCAGGUUGUACAUUGUAUAUCCAUCUGAUUAAAACACAGAUCCUAUUUCGUUUCGUUUUUUAUAGUUCAAAAUUUCAUUUUACUUGUCUUCACUACACUAACAUCCGGAAAAGUUGUUAUAUAACCCGCGUUCUGAUUGAAGUGAGAGAUUAGCCAAUGAAACGGCCUGUUACGACGAGUUUUUGGUGUGAGGUGCACGGAACUGUGGGUAACCCACUAGAAAUAUCAAUGCUGAUUGGUUAAUAAAAUAUCUGACGUCAUAAGGCCAAAAAGCCGCUCGUUUGACCCCUGACACGACCUUCCACUACAACCGAUCAGAUCUUCAUGUAGUAUAGGCCAUCGAAUGUAAAAAAACGAACGAAAUAUAGAUGUGUAAUUUAAUUGGAUUGAUUUUGUGUAUGUAUUAUUGUAUAUAGGCAAGGAGCUGUGUAAAUAGGCUUUGUUAUUUGUCAUCUUGGCCUUCUCCACAAUUCAUUACUCGCACAAAACCACUAGGCUUACUCGGUUACACGUUCCCGAAAUAAAUUCCCUCAAUCCAAAACAAUAGUGACAAUCGAGUGAAAAGUGGAAUUUUGAACUACAACGCAUGCGUCGACUGCAUACCAAAAUAUAUCGACCAAUCAGACAGCUGAAACAUAAUCGUUGUGUUUAAUUACGUCACGAUUCUUCUCACACCAUCUUCGCUGUCGAGACUGAGUUCCACUUCACUCGAUUGUAAUUCUGUCAAUUCGGGACGUUCUGGGAGGAUAAUGGAGUAUCCCUGCUAAAUUCAUAUUACUGAAUGAUAGAGACCAUAAUAUGGCAUCACUGAAUGGCAGAGGCCAUAAAAUAUGGCGGCAGUUUGUCUUAUGUCGCUUUCGGUCUGAAGCCAAUCAAAUGUUGAGUUUUGCCACGAUUAUAAUGGCCUGACAAUAACCGAGGAACAUGCGAGGAGAAGGUCAAGAUAUCAUUUUUUAUUUAAGGCGUUGUAUAAUCGUCGUGUUAAAACUCAUUAAUAUAUAGAUAUAGUACAUUUUUAUGUUUUAAUUAUUUAUAAACAAAUAUAAAAAUGGUUUCACGCUCAAGCAUUUCUUGAUAUUUAUCCGGUCGGUCGUGUUAAAUAUUUAACUGUAUACAAUAAGAUUGCAGUAUACCGAAAAUGUGCUGUGGGCAACCUGAAAUGCUCUGCGGUCAACCUGAAAUGCUCUGUGGUCAAUCUGGAAUGCGCUAUGGUCAACCUGAAAUGUGCUGUGGUCAAUCUGAAAUGUGCUGUGGUCAACCUGAAAUGCUCUGUGGUCAACUUGAAAUGUGAUGUGGUCAAUCUGAAAUGUGAUGUGGUCAACCUGAAAUGCGCUAUGGUCAACCUGAAAUGUGCUGUGGUCAAUCUGAAAUGUGCUGUGGUCAACCUGAAAUGUGCUGUGGUCAAUCUGAAAUGUGCUGUGGUCAAUCUGAGAUGCUCUGUGGUCAACCUGAAAUGCGCUGUGGUCAACCUGAAAUGGGCUGUGGUCAACCUCAUAUUGGACAGUAAUGAACUGAUAUAAAAUGUAAAACAGGAGUUCCCAAUCCCAUUUCAACAACUCAGAAUGUUUGAGGUUCCUCUUUGACAACAAUGUCAACCAAAUCAUAGAAAAUAUAAAAGAAAAGACUUUAGUAUAGCGUCACGAAACAUUAUAACGUUCAGAUUAAAUAAAUUACUGGAUAACAUGACCAUUGAUUUUAAUGUUUUUAGAUCUCCCAAUCAAUUUAUUGAAACUGCCUCCGCCGCUCAACAAAUAUCUCGCCAACAAUCACGUGCCCUAACCUUGACAAAAAUUGAGCUGGCCUUAACUUUUAGAUUUAGCCGUUGCUCUUUGUCAAGUGGGACUACAAUCAGAUUUUAGCACUCAUCCUAAUGAUGGACACAAGAUCCAUCUACACACGUCUCGCUGUCCAGCUGUGUGAACUGCAAGGGGAAGACAACUCUGUUUGGGAGAUGUUCACCUAUAACUACUUAUAUUGUUGUUCAUAACAAGAAUUAUUUAUGUCCUAUAAAAAUGUUGAAAUUAUGUAAGAUAUUGUUACUAUUUUUAGCUGUUGGAAUUAUUUUAAUAUACGACAAUGUUUAUUAAUAAAACAAUUUUAGAUACUAAUGUUAA
Messenger RNA from Patella vulgata (common limpet), 6227 nucleotides. Its product is annotated as tetraspanin-33. The transcript is spliced from 9 exons. The coding region runs from base 1898 to 2722 and encodes 274 amino acids. Gene Ontology annotation, cellular component: membrane. Lineage: Eukaryota; Metazoa; Mollusca; Gastropoda; Patellidae. The record is from RefSeq and is a predicted model, not a curated record.